CUGUGUCCAGUGAGACGGCCUUCCUGGAGGACUACGUUCUGGGCGUGGGGGACACCCUGGAAAUGUCAUGUGACCUGGAGGACCACUCGGAGCCCAUCGCCUGGUUCAAAGACGGCGCCGGGCUGGUGCCUAGCAACCGGACGCGGCUGGGCCAGAGGAUUUUGCGCAUCAUCAACGUGUCGUACGCGGACUCGGGCGUCUACUCCUGCCGGCUCGCCCACGGCAACGCGUUGCUCAGCAACUACACCAUCCGAGUGACAGAUUCCCUGUCGUCCGGCGAUGAUGAAGAUUAUGACGAAGAUCCAGAAGAUGCAGGUAAUGGAAAUGAAGCUCCGUACUGGACGAGGCCCGACCGGAUGGACAAGAAGCUCCUGGCCGUUCCGGCCGCCAACACCGUCAAGUUCCGCUGCGCCGCGUCCGGAAACCCGACGCCGAGCAUCCACUGGCUGAAGAACGGCAAAGAGUUCAAGGGAGAGCAGCGGAUGGGAGGUAUCAAGUUGAGACACCAGCAGUGGAGUCUGGUGAUGGAGAGCGCCGUGCCGUCGGACCGGGGCAACUACACCUGCGUGGUGCAGAACAAGUACGGCGCCAUCACCCACACCUACCAGCUGGAUGUGCUAGAGCGUUCGCCCCACAGGCCCAUCCUCCAGGCGGGCCUGCCAGCCAAUCAGACGGUGGAGGUGGGCAGCGAGGUGGAGUUCCACUGCAAGGUGUACAGCGACGCCCAGCCGCACAUCCAGUGGCUGAAGCACAUCGAGGUCAACGGCAGCCGCUACGGCCCCGACGGCGUUCCCUACGUCAACAUCCUGAAGACGGCCGGUAUUAACACUACAGAUAAGGAGCUAGAGGUUCUCUUCUUGACCAAUGUGUCUUUUGAGGAUGCGGGCGAGUACACUUGCCUGGCAGGGAACUCUAUCGGCUAUGCUUACCACUCUGCCUGGCUGACGGUGCUUCCAGCAGUGAGCCCGGAGAAGGAGGACUACUACGCCGACAUCCUCAUCUACGUGACGGGCUGCGUGCUCUUCAUCCUCGCCGUGGUCAUCGUCGUCCUCUGCCGCAUGAGGAUGACGACGCAGAAGACGCUGCCCACGCCGCCCGUGCAGAAACUGUCAAAGUUCCCGCUCAAGAGACAGGUGUCCUUGGAUUCAAACUCCUCCAUGAACUCCAACACGCCGUUGGUCCGGAUCGCCCGCCUGUCGUCCAGCGACGGGCCCAUGCUGGCUAACGUCUCGGAGCUGGAGCUGCCCUCCGACCCCAAAUGGGAGUUUCCUCGGACACGGCUGACUCUGGGGAAGCCUCUGGGCGAGGGCUGCUUCGGCCAGGUGGUGAUGGCCGAGGCCAUCGGCAUCGACAAGGAGAAGCCCAACAAGCCGCUCGACGUCGCCGUGAAGAUGCUGAAAGACGACGCCACGGACAAAGAUUUGUCGGACCUGGUGUCCGAGAUGGAGAUGAUGAAGAUGAUCGGGAAACACAAGAACAUCAUCAACCUGCUGGGCGCCUGCACGCAGGACGGGCCUCUGUACGUCCUGGUGGAGUUCGCCUCCAAAGGGAACCUGAGGGAGUACCUGCGGGCGCGCCGGCCUCCGGGGAUGGACUACUCCUUCGACACGUGCAAGAUCCCCGACGAGCAGCUCACCUUCAAGGACCUGGUGUCCUGCGCCUACCAGGUCGCCCGCGGCAUGGAGUACCUCGCCUCGCAGAAGUGUAUCCACAGAGACCUGGCGGCCAGGAACGUCCUCGUGACAGAGGACAACGUGAUGAAGAUCGCCGACUUCGGUCUCGCCAGAGAUGUGCACAAUAUAGACUACUACAAAAAGACCACCAACGGUCGUCUGCCCGUGAAAUGGAUGGCUCCGGAGGCGCUGUUCGACCGGGUCUACACGCACCAGAGCGACGUGUGGUCCUACGGGGUGUUGCUGUGGGAGAUCUUCACCCUGGGAGGCUCGCCGUAUCCCGGCAUCCCAGUAGAAGAGCUCUUCAAGCUGCUGAAGGAGGGGCAUCGAAUGGACAAACCUGCCAACUGCACCCAUGAACUGUACAUGAUCAUGAGGGAGUGCUGGCACGCCGUGCCCUCACAGAGGCCGACCUUCAGACAGCUGGUAGAAGAUCACGACCGGGUUCUAUCGAUGACCUCCACCGAUGAGUACCUGGACCUGGCGGUGCCCUUCGAGCAGUACUCGCCCACCGGCCAGGACUCCAACAGCACCUGCUCCUCGGGGGACGACUCGGUGUUCGCCCACGAGCCGCUGCCCGAGGAGCCCUGUCUUCCCAAACAGCCUCCCAGUAACGGCGUGGUUCGGACAUAAGACCUGAGUGGGGGAGGGGAGGGGGGGGUGGCUGGACUUUGACCUCCUCUCCCAGUUUGAGAUUCAUAAAACACCUCUCAGUGACUCCUCAAGAUAUGGAAAUGGCAACUCAGCAUGCAGUGCUUCAGCUCGUCUUAAACUCCUCAUCAAAAUCCUCUUUGACUGAGUUGUCUUCCUCCUCCUCCUCCUCCUCAAGAGACUCUUGAAACGUUGAAGGAUUUUUUUUUGCCGUUGAACCGUGUUCUUCUUUUCAGAAAUGCAAUUAUAUUUUUGUACUCGGGCCAGUCUUUUUGUUACGGACAAUCUUUGGGGUGAAACCAUUCCGUGCCUACUGGGAUGAACGUGUGAUUAAAAGAAAAACAAAAUUUUAAAAAAGGAUACAAGAGGAGGGAAUGCAGGGCAUUGGUCAGCGGCUGGUUGGCGGUCCAGCAGGCGAGGACCUCGUAUAGCAUCCCUUCGUCUGCAGCCCGUAGACCGCGGGAUGAACGCGUGACUCUGAGGAGGACGAUGUGACAGGAUACCAGCAACGCCAGAAUCAUCCUGAUGAUGGGACUCGUUCUUCCAAGACACUCAGUAACUUUCUUCCUCCAGAAGACGGUCCACGACAGACAGGAUUACGUGAGCGUCACGUUUAAGCAUCCCGAAAAAAAACGAGUUUUUUGAUAAUUAUGGAACAAAAUGUGUGAGGCGGAGUUUCAGGGCCAUUCAGUAAUUAGUACAAGAUUCAGAGUGUUUUUGUUUUUGUUUUUUUUAUGUAUCUAGAAAAUGAUUUAUUGUAAAUAUAUAAAUGCAAAUAUGUAUCAUAUUGCUGUUCACAGCCAUGUAUGUACUUAAAAGACAAAAAAUUACAUUUUUUAAAGUAUUGUUUUAGGAUGGAAGCAUUGCAAUCUAGAAGACACUGUCAUGGAAGUGUAAAACAUUUAAUCAUUUAAAGUGAUACAGAAAAGAUUUAUUUGAUUAUUAACAUGUAUAUUUGUAAAGAUAUUUAUAGACUUAACAAAUGUGGUUCAUAAGUUUGACAGGUCUAGUUUAGGAUUUUAGUACUGUACGCAAAUAUUUUUAUUUCAAUUUUUUUGUAACUUAUUUUACAGCAGAACUGCGACUCCUCCUUUGAUCCAUCUUCCUCUUUCUUUUCUUCUCUUUUCUCUUUUUACAGUAAAAAAAAUCUAUGAGAAUGUAUGACGGAAUCGACGGUGAUUUAUUUUGAGAGCGAGCGAUCGGACCGCCGGAGGUCGAGUCGUCCCGCUAAAGGGAAGCUGGACGUUUCCGCCGAGUUACAUUUCUGGUUUUGAAAAGUUGACGUUUGCGAUAUCAAAGCAACGAUUACAUCUUGCUGGGCAAGAAAUGAGCAGAGAGGCCUGUUAGGAGCACGUCGAGGCGGAUUGAAGAUCAACAACAACUCGCGGUGACGCAUAAAGAGCCUUCAGAGAACCUCAGCAUCCUCUUUAAGGGAAUAUACCUCCUCAUUAUAUGGUUUCACUCUUCAGUCUGUACACAACUACAUUUCCCAGCAUGCAUUUCAGUACUUAUCAAAUAAGAUGCUUAUACUUGCCAUUUUUUUUAAAGCAAGUAGCGAGUGUUAGCAAUAGAUUUUUCAGAGCAAAUGAACAAAAUAGGAACAUUUUACCAAAACUGCAAUGCAUUUUGGGGUUUGAAGUCACGAGAAACCACUCCUCCUGUACAACCGGGCAUAUUUGUUGAAGGUCAAUGGCUCUGGUCUUGAAAGAAGGUCACAACAUUCUGACGUGUACCGAUUAUAUAUGAGAAUACAUUGAAAACACACAACAGGAACCCAUCAAUUCAAAGUAUAUCCCCAUCUUUUGGGGUUUUCUUAAAGCAUUUGUUGGUGGAUACUUUCUUUUAGAGGUCGCUCUGAAGGCUUCUAACUCAUAUUUUAACAGAAUGGUUCCGGGGUCGAUGCUUACAACUUUUGCGCGGUGUCAAAAUGCCCUUGAGCAAGACGCUCGGAUAAAAAACAUGAGCUUGAAGGCAGAUGUGUAAAGCUCUUUUGUCCUCAUUUCUGCUCCUGAAAAACCUGCCAGACGCUGGAGAUGUGAUCGCUGCUCUAUCGUAUUAUUACUGAAAUGAAGGCACGCUGCGACUUACAAGUCACGCCGCCCACAAAAUGAAUAUGUAUUUCUAUAUAUAUAUAUUGGUUUGUUAAAGGAGCCUCUGAAGUCUGCGGUGGAUCCUGAGCUUAGUUUGCGAAGAGAAAAGUGCCAAAUGAGUCUUAAAAUCUAUUUCACAGACAUCUCUGAAUCAAAAUGCUGCACUGGUGAAUGUAGGCGGGCAGAGGUGACACGUGCAGUGAAGGAUCAUGGGAUUUGCCAAAUGGAUAUCUCCCCCUUUUUUUCUUUUCCUUCAUGAAUUGGUCUCUCCAUCUGAUCCUUAAAACAAAAGCAAAAAGGUUGAAAUUCAAACUGUCUGUUUUCAGCAGUGAUCAGAAACCUGAAUGGAAACGGUGCAACGUCCUUAUUCCAGUGUGUGAACUGCAUUUAAAUCGAGACAUUUAUUGUUACACCCCCGCCCCAAAUAUGAAAAGUACUUAAAAGAGUGAACAUUUUAUUUAAUGCUAUUGAUACACUGGGAGAUUGUGAUGUUUUUUAGCACUAAAUUAUGUAUUUGUUCAGUGUAUGCACAGAAACAAGGCCUUUGUAAACGGUUACAUCAAGUGAUUGUUACCUUCGCAUUGAAAAUGAGGAAGGUUAUGCUUUGAUCACCGUGUAUUUGUAUGCGUGCGUGUUACUCGCAUAAGUCAAAAAAUAUUAAACCGAAUCACAUGAAAUUUGGUGGGAUGAUUUGUUAUUAUCCGGGAACCAUUUGAUUAGAUUUUGUGAUCGAUCGGGUCAAAGGUCAAGGUCAAGGUCAUGAAAAGGUCAACAUCUUCUUUUUACCAUAGCGGUCAAUUUGUAUCCAAUUGGCAUGCAACUAAUGCCAAAAUGUUCAUAAUUCAAUGCCCAAUCUUGUGAUAUGCGAAGGUAUGCGCUCUACCGAGUGCCCGUUCUAGUUAUUUCUGUUUUCAGUUUAGGUGUUGGCCCCGAAUCUAUGAAGUGCCUGGAAUAAUCUAGCAAACAAGAAGGAGAUUAAUUGAUAAACUAAUAAUUGCUCAAAUAUAUCUAAAACAAUAAAAGAAGCAGUUCUCACGAGCAGCCGGCUGUUCUUCUUCUCUCGAGUGAACCGGACAGACAACAAGGCAUUUGUUUUAGGGUGGAUGGAUCCAAUGAAACGCUGUUUUGUUUUAUUUAUUCUUCCAUGCUGCGUAAAAGCUUUCCCUGUGGUGAGAGUCGUUUUAGUCACAGCUACCUGCUUUUCAUUGUUGUUUUUCAUUAAAGAGCCAGAACACGGUGGUGAUGAUGUCAUGUAUGCUGAUUCGCCCCAUCAGACUUUGCUCCUGGUUUAAUUAUCCUUUCUUUUUAUUUGGGAUGCCCUUUUUUCUGCAUCCUUGUUGAUUCUUUCUCUCUGAUUCUGACGGCCUUUGUCUCUUUUUUUUAUUUAUCACUUUUUAAAAGUAUAUGUUGUUCUUAACGCAUGUGUUGUUCAUGGCAGCAAGCGGAGUGCGCCGCUUACCGCACGCUCCAGAGCUGGAUAUUUAUAAUAGAUAACAGAACGGCAACAAAGAGCAGAGUUUAUUUACUUUCUUUCAGAUUUUUAAGUUUUAGACCGAUCUGCCAGUUUGCUGAUACAUUUGACGUCUAAUGGAAAUAAUGCUUCUCCAAAACAUCAACUUUUCUCAAGCUAAAAAAAUACUGGCCUGUUUUUAUGGCAUGUAUAUUUAGGCAACCCAACGGGUUCUCAAGUCUAACUGCAUUUUUCAUUUUUAUAUUUUUAUAUUUGCAAAAUAUCGGAAAUCAUCUAAUGUAGGUUUUUGGCACGGGAGACGUUCAUAUUUCUCUCUUGUAAGUACAGAAUUAGCUUAAAAAUCAGCAGUAUUUGUGGUUUUCUUUCAGUAUAGUAGAAGUACGUUUCCAAUACACCAACAGGUACAUCGAUAAUUCUGAACACUAUAUAAUAAAUUGUGCCAAAUUGCCAAGAUUUUAAUAAAAAACAAUGAAGAGCUUCAA
This is a messenger RNA of Pseudoliparis swirei, 6367 nucleotides long. RefSeq names its product fibroblast growth factor receptor 3 (gene fgfr3). Gene Ontology annotation, biological process: positive regulation of MAPK cascade; multicellular organism development; positive regulation of cell population proliferation. Gene Ontology annotation, cellular component: membrane; signaling receptor complex. Gene Ontology annotation, molecular function: ATP binding; fibroblast growth factor binding; fibroblast growth factor receptor activity. The coding region runs from base 63 to 2306 and encodes 747 amino acids. The record is from RefSeq and is a predicted model, not a curated record. Lineage: Eukaryota; Metazoa; Chordata; Actinopteri; Perciformes; Liparidae. The transcript has 16 exons.